Molecule: messenger RNA, 651 nt
Organism: Helobdella robusta
Lineage: Eukaryota; Metazoa; Annelida; Clitellata; Rhynchobdellida; Glossiphoniidae
Exons: 3
Coding region: 1-651 (216 amino acids)
Source: RefSeq, a predicted model, not a curated record
AUGGGCAAUGGCGCAGGAAAGGAUGUAGAUGACGGGUAUGCCGGCGGGCCAAACGAAAGACUGAGACUGUGUUUAAUCAUCAGUUUAGAUUAUUUGGAUGCAUCUUCUUCAACCAAGUCGGUGCCAGAUGUAAUGCUUAGUAUGUCUUUAGAUUACAUCAACAAGGUCAAGAGAGGAAACUCAUGGUCCCUAAGAAAAUGCCUAAGAAUGCUCUCGGAGAGGAAACUCUGGAGCUGCGAUUUUGCGGUUGAAACAACAAGAGAAGCAGCGGUUACGUAUUAUAAGUCCAGCCUCAUUGGCGUAAGGUACGGACCCCAUGAGUUGCCUCUGACGAUGGAAAGAUGGGCUGAACACUAUGUAGAACUCUGUAGAACAAAGAGUGAUGUUACUGCAGCUGUGUUUUCAAAAGUUGAAGGUUUGCCAACUAUGACUGAACUGCACAAAAUACUUUCAAAAACGGAACUUAGUAUAGCCACUGAUAAACUUUCAAACGGAAAGGCAAUUGGUGGAGAAAUUCCUUUAGAAAUUAUUAAAACUGGCAAACAUGCCUUUACUGAAACUACUUCACAUGUUGCUCUGCUUGUGUGCUAUCUCACAAGAUUUGAAAGAUUCAAAUAUAGUUACAAUCUACAAAAACAAAGGAGAUCGUAA